UCCCCGGAGUUCACGGCUCCUGCCUCACUCAGGCACCCAGCGUCCAUCACAGCGCCACUGCUCCGAGUCAGUCAGCGUCGGCUAAACUUGCCUGGCUUUAGUCCAUUCCAGUCAGUCAGUCAGUCGCUAGCUAGCUCAGUGGGGAUAGUCAAUAGUUCAGCAAAUCAGGCAGUGAGUCGACCGGUGAAUGAGUAGUUCGAUCAGUCUGUUAGUCAGGAGAUCAAUCAGGAGAUCAGUCAGUCGGCAGGUUGAGUUGACGAGUCAGUCAGGAAGCCAGUCAGUCAGUUGACCGGUCAAUCAGUAAAUGAGUCAGUUGCUGAGUGAACAGUUUAGUCAGUAGAUGAGCCAAUAGCUGAGCCAUCAGAGUAGCCGGCAGAGUAGCCAGUAGAUUUGGCCAAUAGCCUUAGCCAGUAGAUUGGCCAAUAGCUUAGUCAGUAGACUAGUCAGUCCGUGCAGUCUGCAAUGAUGCCACCCUUUGGGAAUCUUUUCUCUAAGGCGCGGAAACAUCGCAGCCUCUACCCGAUGCUGUUUUUCAUUGGGCUUGGUCUGUCGACAGCAGCCCUCUACACACUCCGUCUCGCCCUACGCAACCCCGACAUCAGUUGGAACAAGAAAGGAAACCCCGAGCCGUGGAACAAUCUCGAACCAACUCACCAGUACAAGUUCCUCGCAGUCUCCAUGGACUACGACAAGCUGAAGAAGGACAGACCCGACUUCUAGACUCCUCCCACUCGACUGGCCGCGGGGACACGGGGGGGGGGGGCGGGG
Molecule: messenger RNA, 768 nt
Organism: Lethenteron reissneri (Far Eastern brook lamprey)
Lineage: Eukaryota; Metazoa; Chordata; Hyperoartia; Petromyzontiformes; Petromyzontidae
Product: NADH dehydrogenase [ubiquinone] 1 alpha subcomplex subunit 4-like 2
Cellular component (GO): respiratory chain complex IV
Source: RefSeq, a predicted model, not a curated record